Molecule: messenger RNA, 1335 nt
Organism: Penaeus vannamei (Pacific white shrimp)
Lineage: Eukaryota; Metazoa; Arthropoda; Malacostraca; Decapoda; Penaeidae
Source: RefSeq, a predicted model, not a curated record
GGAAGGCCAUGGCAGACCGUGACCGCAUCGACGAUAUCCUUUCGGCGGUUGGGUAUGGCCGCUGGCAGAUACCCAUAUUAAUGGCUACCAUUGUAGCCAACACCAUUCCCCUGCACUACAUGGCCUCCUCGCUGCUGAAUGCCCCCAUGUCCUUCCGCUGCUUUGCGCCGGGGAGCUCCAACUCCUCCAAUUCGUCCUUCAGCGAGUUGGACAGCCUGGACAACGCCUGGUUCAACAACGAGUGCCUAGACCCUCAAGACAACGCCCACCUCGCAGACUCCGCCCACCUCGCCCACCUCGCCCACCCCGCCCUCAACCCCGUCGGGCCGCCCAACCGCCGUGCCACCGGGCUUCCCGCUUGCCCUGAGAUCGAGUAUGACUCCUCAGUCUACUCCCUUACUGUCAUCUCGGAGUUUGACUUGGUGUGUGACAGGGAGCGGUUGCGGCCGUUCUUCCAGAUGGUCAUAACGAUCGGCGCCAUAGCGGGGUGCUUCGUCGGGGGAUCCAUUAGCGACAGCAUGGGUCGCAAGAAGGCCAUGCAGAUCGGGUGUCUGCUGGGUCUGCCUUCGUGCCUGGCCGUGGCGUUUGUCCCGUGGUUCCCCGUCGUGCUGGCGCUGAGGUUCGCCAUGGGGAUCUCGGUGAGGAUGGUCAUGCUGUCCACCAUCAACCUCGCCAUGGAAACCUGCCCGCCACGGCACCGCACAGUCCUCGGGAUGUUCAUGGGACUCCCCUACUCCGCCUGCGUCAUCCUGUUCGCGCUGGUCGGCUACUUCGUCAGCCACUGGCGGUACCUGCAGCUGAUCUGGACCCUGCCCUACCUGGUCAUGACGCCCAUCACUCUGUUCGUGAAGGAGUCGCCCCGUUGGCUCGUGCAGAGCGGGAGCGGCAGGGAGGCGGCGGCAGAGCUGGCGGAGGCUGCCAGGAAGAACCGCGUCGAGCUCCCCUCCCGCCUCGCGUCUUACCUAGAGAAGAUGAAGGAGGAUACCUGCGGGUUAUCCGGCGGCGAGAAAGAAAAGGUAGCGCUGAAGCAGCUCUUCGCCGCGUCCUUCAGCAGCUAUGGCGAAUACCUGCGCUCACCUGCUAUGCUGAUCAUCAUUUUCAUUACACCUCUGAUGUAUUUCCUUAUGUGUCUCCUCUACUAUGGAAUCAUCCUCAACGUUAACAAUUUUACGAGCACGAAUCCCUUCCAGUACAUAGCCAUGUUAAGCGUGUUUGAGAUCGUGUCGGUGCUGCUGGCCACGCCCGUGAACCAGCUGGUCGGCCGCCGCCACGUGAUCGGGUCGACGCUGCUCCUCGCCGGGGCGCUCUUCCUCGCCGUCAUGUUCGUGCCCGAAG